Messenger RNA from Electrophorus electricus (electric eel), 2736 nucleotides. RefSeq names its product 6-phosphofructo-2-kinase/fructose-2,6-biphosphatase 3 (gene pfkfb3). The record is from RefSeq and is a predicted model, not a curated record. Gene Ontology annotation, molecular function: 6-phosphofructo-2-kinase activity; fructose-2,6-bisphosphate 2-phosphatase activity; ATP binding. Gene Ontology annotation, cellular component: cytosol. Gene Ontology annotation, biological process: fructose metabolic process; fructose 2,6-bisphosphate metabolic process. NCBI's taxonomy places the organism in Eukaryota, Metazoa, Chordata, Actinopteri, Gymnotiformes, Gymnotidae.
UCUAGAGCAGCGUGGUGAAGAUUACCGGCAUACUUCAGUACGGGUCAAAUCAACCAACGAAAAGAUUGGGCCGAACGUUCAGAAGCGUCUUUUUGAUUUUUGAUUUUAAUACUAGGCUUCGUUUGAGCUAGAUUUAGCUUUCGUUUGCGUUUUGCGUACUUGGCGACGCCUCCGAAUUCCCGAAGCCGGUGUGCUGUGAACAAGUUUCUCGCUGCGGUUUCGCCAACACCAAGGAAUGACUAGAGAACUCACACAGAACAAAAUACAAAAGACCUGGAUUCCGUCAAAGGAUGAAAAAGCCGCUGCCCCCCGUAAAUCAGGUGGGGGUCCUUACUUGGCCAACCCUCCCACGGUCAUAGUGAUGGUCGGGCUACCCGCUAGGGGCAAAACGUACAUUUCAAGAAAACUCACACGCUACCUCAACUGGGUUGGCAUGCCCACCAAAGUCUUCAAUGUUGGCGAGUACCGCAGAGAAGCAGUGAAGAACUAUAGCUCCUAUGAUUUCUUCAAAUCAGACAACAAGGAGGCAGUCAAAAUAAGAGAACAAUGUGCCUUAGCUGCUCUCCGAGAUGUCAAGACUUACCUCACUGAGGGUGGUCAAGUUGCAGUUUUUGAUGCCACAAACACAACCAGAGCCAGAAGAGACAUGAUCCUGGAAUUUGGAGCCAAGAAUGACUUCAAGAUCUUCUUCAUUGAGUCUGUAUGUGAUGACCCAAAUGUGAUUGCAACCAACAUCAUGGAAGUGAAAGUGUCAUCUCCUGAUUACCAAGACUGCAACAAGACUGAUGCCAUGGAGGACUUCCAGAAGAGGAUCGCAUGCUACAGAAAAAGCUAUCAGCCCCUUGACCCAGAUGACUAUGACAGGAACUUGUCCUUCAUCAAGGUGAUCGAUGUAGGCUGCAGGUUCUUGGUGAACCACAUUCAGGACCACAUCCAGAGCCGCAUAGUCUACUACUUGAUGAACAUCCAUGUGCAGCCACGCUCCAUCUACCUGUGUCGCCAUGGCGAGAGCUAUUGCAACCUUCAGGGCCGUCUGGGUGGAGACUCGGGCCUCUCCACCCGUGGCAGAAAGUUUGCUUCUGCUUUGGCCAAGUUCAUGGAGGAGCAGAACCUGAAGGACCUGAAGGUGUGGACUAGCCAGUUGCGGCGAAGUAUUCAGACCGCUGAGGCCCUCAAUGUACCCUACGAGCAGUGGAAGGCCCUGAACGAGAUUGACGCGGGUGUGUGCGAGGAGAUGACAUAUGAAGAAGUGCGGGAGCGGUUCCCUGAAGAGUUUGCUCUGAGAGAUCAGGACAAAUAUUACUACCGCUACCCAAGUGGAGAAUCGUAUCAGGACCUGGUGCAGCGGGUGGAGCCAGUGAUAAUGGAGCUUGAGAGGCAGGAGAAUGUUCUAGUCAUUUGCCACCAAGCUGUCAUGCGAUGCCUUCUUGCCUAUUUCCUGGACAAGAGUGCAGAUGAGAUGCCCUACCUUAAAUGUCCGCUCCACACCAUACUGAAGCUGACUCCGGUGGCCUAUGGCUGCAAAGUGGAGUCCAUCUUCCUGAACAUUGAAGCCGUAAACACACACCGGGACAGACCCGAGGAGGUGAAGCGAGGUCCGGUCACCUUAAUCAGGAGGAACAGUGUGACUCCUCUCACCAGUCAUGAGCCUGCUAAAAAGCCUCGCGUUGAUGCCCAGGACGGUCACGCGACCCCUGACCUCCCUCCGGCCCCGCUCACCUUCUGUGCCACUGCAACUCCCUCACGCUGUCUACACAGAACCUGAAAAGGUGUGCAAGCGAGAGCUGCGACAUCCCACGCCUCUGUCAGAGAAGAAGAUUGCGUAUGACGUCUCAGUGGCUGCCAGACUGUGGCCUGCCCAGUUCUCUCUCAAGAGUCCAAGAACCUUCAGCUCCUCCUCUUCCCCUGGUCAGGAAGCUCGCAUCAAGUAGCUAUCUGGCCGUGUUUAAGCCUCCAAAGUAGCUUAUUGAUCUGUGAGCAUUCUUGCAGGCCUGCAUGCUUGCGAGAGCUGACAAAGGAAAGAAUUUAAGGGGUUGCUGAUCCUGAAAAAGCCACAUUCACACCACCAUCGCGAUUCGAAAUCUCCACUUCCCCUCCUGUUUCCUCAUAGGAUACCGCUCAUCACACAGCUCCUGGGUGUGGGGUGAAGACACUUCACACCUGUGCAGUCAUGACACCCCAAAGACCAUCUAUGGUUGUGUGGGUGUGUGCUGACUCACACACUAGGCCUUAGGUUGGGCCACAUAUUCAUAUGCUAAAUAACUAAUGAAAGAAGUGACUGCUCCUUGUAUGUCAUUUCAUUGUGAUCUCUGUGAGGGUUGUAAAUGCAUCUCCCUAUUCUGCUGCUGGCUAUUUGGCAAUUGUUUGCUGUAGCUGUUAUUAAUGCACGUUUUUGAGAUUUUGUCCCAUGCACUGAGAGAUGAUGCUGUUUGUAUGUCUGUUUAAUGAAGACAUAUUAGUGCUAAUAUGUAUGCUUGAUAAAGGUGAAAGUCAUGGGUGUAUGUAAUGGGGAUGUGUAUGUGUUCAUAUUGACAGGAUAUUUAUUUUUGUACAGUACAUGUUGAUUGUGAAGUAAUUUGUUUGAUAUAAUAAUAGAAAAACAGAAAAGCUUUUGUACUUCAUGUACAAUAAAUUCCUAAGAGUGCCUAGUCCUUUGGCUCUAGGGCCAAUAAUGCUUUAUUGUAUGUAUGUAUGUAUGUAUGUAUGUAUGUGUGUGUGUGUGUGUGUGUGUGUGUG